Messenger RNA from Rubroshorea leprosula, 7720 nucleotides. NCBI's taxonomy places the organism in Eukaryota, Viridiplantae, Streptophyta, Magnoliopsida, Malvales, Dipterocarpaceae. The record is from the annotation of a GenBank genome assembly.
CUGAUAAACUCACACUCGUAGGUCUACAACGUCCCUCACCCAAUCAUCCACCGAACCGAGGAAUUCGCUUCCUCAGUUUCUCUCUCCAAACAGAAAAUUUCAUUAAAAAGGAGGUGUUUUUUUUUUCUUUUUUUUUUUUCUUUUUCCUUUUUUUUUUCCUCCUCCUGUUUACAAACAAUGGAAUAGUCGGAUAAAUUAAAAGAAUUUAACAUCUCCCCCUUCCCUUCCCUUCCCUUCCUUUCCUUCUUCAACGACCUGGUCUCUUUUCUCUCCUCAGGUAUUUCCUUUUCUGAUUUAUUUAUUCUUCUUUUUUUUUCUUCUUCGAAUUUUUUUCUCAUGAAUAUCUAUGCGGAUAUCUGCAUUAGUCUGCAAAUUCUGAGAUUAGGGUUUUUGGUUAUGCAGAGAAAGGGAUUCUAGGGUUUAGACGUAGCUUUCACGCAGGUACUGUUUUUUUGGUUUUUUUUUUUUUUUUUUCCCCCUCUUUUUGGUUUCAUUCGGAUGGUAUCGUGAACAGAACUUUGCUUGCAUUGUAUUGGGUGAGGGGAUGAUUUGUUUUAUUGCGUGUGUUGAGUAAUGGGUGCGCCUCAGAUUGAAUUUGUAAAAUCUGAGAUGGGUUUGUCUGAGAAUUUGACUUCAGUAGUUGUGCCUUUGCCUGGGGCUGAUGCUGAGAAGCUUUCCUGUUCAGAGUCAACGGAUGGCUCUGUGCCCAAGCAGCACUUUUGCACAGGAGAGGAAUGCAAUUUGGCAGGUUGUAGUGUGGAUGGUAUCAGUUCACUCGAUGCUAGCUUGGGUUUUUGUCAGGAUGAAAAUGCAGCUCAGAUGAAUGAAAACUGUGAUAAUGUGGAUGCUUCACAGUCGAAGACAGUGGUGGGUGAUCAGUUUGGAAUUGAUGUUUGGAAUUUGGUAAAUGAUCUCUUGUGCUCAGAUAAUGGAGGGUCUCCAGGUCAGGAUGAUAGGGGUUCUAAGGAUAUGUCUCCAGGCUUGCCUCAGGAUGAGAAUGCUGUGAGUAUCAGUGCUCUUGAUUGUAAUGAUAAUCGAGAUGAAGUUGAUGUUUGUAACUUGCAGAAGGAUGGUAAGAGUAUCUGUGGUCUCUCUGUAGAAAGGCUUGGGGAAGGGAAAAGUGAUGGUUUAAUGAAGAUAGACAAUGAAUGUUGUGAUCAAACACUGCUUUCGGAGGACUAUGGAAAGUCAUCAGAAGUGAUGCCAAUGACUGGUUCACCAAACAACUAUAUGGCACAGAAUAAUGAGAAAGAGACCAAGAGUGUCGAUAGUUGCACUUUGCAGGGGUUCAUUGAGGCUGUAGAAAAAAGGUUGGAAGAGAAAAGGGAUGAUCAAACCAAGACUGAUACUGAUAUCCAAAUACUGCCUUCACAGGGGUGUCAGUUGUCCUCAGAGUUGAUAAGUUUGACUGAUGAGAUGAGAAGUUGUUCCCAACUGGACGAGCAGAAGGAUAAUAAGGGCUCCAGUUGUCUCCCUGCAGGAGGAUUUAUUGAAAACAAGUGUGAAGUUUUAGCAGGAGUUGGGGAAAAACUUUGCAACCAAAUUUCCCCCUCAGAGGACUGUGGUUUGCCAUCAGAAUCAAUAGGUACAACCAGCUAUAUGAGCAGCGGUGGUCAUCAAGAUGAGCUGAUGCAUGCUAAGAGUGUCAGCAGCCCCACUCUGGAUGGAAAAGUUGAUGUUUCAUUUGUUACAGAAUCUUCCAUGUGCAACCCAAUAACAACUUCAGAUUGUGCUGGAAUGCCAACAAAAUUAUCAGAUGCAGGUGAUUUAGUUAGUAGUUAUCAGAAGGAUGAUCAGAGUGGCAGGGAUUACUCUCUAGAAAAUUUCACUAAAACUGUAGAAACAAAUAGUUCUGAUGAUGUAUGUCCCCAGUUAUUGCCUUCAGGAAGUUGCCUGGGAGCCUUGGAAAGUUUAAAUGCGGCUGAAUCAUUAAGUAAUAUUAUCCUGCAGAAUGUUGAAACUAAUAAUAAUAAGAUUGUUGGUGGUCGAUCCACAGAUAGUGGUGUGAAGUUUUCAGAGUACAGAAGUGAUGUUACAACUAUUGUAAAUGUUGAAAGUGGCAAAGAAUUAUUACAUGUAGAGAAUAAUGCAUACAAUUCAAAGGAGGAUGCCUGUCUGGUUAUGAACUAUCUUGGUGAGAAAUCAAGUUAUGUGGCAUGUCAGCCCUUUGGUUCCAAAAAUAUACCUUCUGGGAGGUUAGAUCUGUCAGAUUCUUUUUCAAAGGAUGCUUGUGGUACCAUUGGUUCUACCUGUGCAAUUGACUGUUCUAGUCAGACAGAAAAUGAAGGAAAAGAUGUUGUCAGAGCCGAUUGUGUUUUAAAAACUAUAUGUCCUGCUCCUGUAUCAUCUUCUUCUCGAGGGGAUAGCCACAAAAGCAAAUCAAGCCAAAGGACUCUGUCAAAAAGGGUAACAAAGAACUGCAGGAGCACUGUCAAGGAGCCCAACCCACAUGAAAGUAUCAAUUUUAUAUGCAAGGUGUCAAGAAGGAAAAGAAGCUGUUCCUCCAAACCAGCCCGUUCUUCUAUCUGGGGAUUACCGGAGAAUGUUGCACCUUUUCUUGUGCGGCACUAUGAACCUGAGUUUGAUGAAGUGCAGAAUCAAGGAUCACAAAGAGCUAGGGGCAGCCGAGGAAAUAGGAAAGGUAUUAAGAAUCAAGGUAGCAAAAGUAGAAAAAAGUCUAGUAAGAAAGCUCUCCCUUCAAGGGUAGUUGAUGCAUCAGCUUCUGUUGAUACCUCCUUUUGCAAUCAUGGGAAUGAGUUGUGCCAGGAAACCAGGCCAGCUUACAGUGUUGAAGAUAAUUUGGGGGAACUGGGGACUGAAAGGCACUUACAGUACAGCAAGAACCCAGAGAAGGUGAUGGCAUGCCAGGGUGCCUCUGGUAUAGAUGUAAAACUAGAGAAAAAGGAUUUUGAGAGCACUAAGAAUUUGCAAAUGUCAGCUGGUGAUGCUACUGCAGGUUGUCUUGGAAUUCCAUCCAAUGCAGUAGUUGAAACUUCUGGUGGGGCAACAGUCAAAAAUUAUAUGGAUCCCGGAACUUCACCGGACUCAGAAGUUAUCAAUCCAGUUCCCGAUAGCCAAGUUGGUGUGGUGCAUCAAGAAGGCUUGCAUAAUACUGUUUUGACUACUUCCAAAAAUUUUGCUUCACCUGGAGAUAUUAAGAGAAGUAAGAGUAGAAAGCGGAACAAGAAAGGUAAUCAGAGAUCUCUCACGACAGCAAGUGUAACGAAGCCUAAAUCAUCCAAGAAUUGCAGAGGCAGACAAAAAGAUGGUGAAAGCUUUUACCCUAGUGAGAAUCUUUCUUUCUCCACCAAUGCAGAUGCUUCUAGUGUCUCCCUGAGCAGCAAGGAGUUCUCCAUUGAGCCUUUACAUCUGUCAAGUGAGAAUGAAAUUGGAGUCUCCACAAGAAUUGAAAAUGGCGUGGAGGCUAAAGCAUCCUGCAGUCAUGAUGCUUCAGAACUACAGCAUUCCAAGAAUUUGAUUUCUUCCAGGAAGAAGGGGCACCAACUUCCCAAAGGUUCAAAAUCUUGUGCAGCAAGCAAUGGAAGGUCUAAGGUCACAGAAAGAAGCAAGAAAGGAAAUGCUUCAAGACAGAGGGGAAACCAACAGAAGUCUGGUCGCAAGAGUAAAGUAAAGGAGAACAAUCUUGUUGAUAGGAUUGAAUCCAGAGUGGAGAGUCACCCAGAAUCUGGAAAUGGUGAGGUAGAUUAUGUUGGGAACACCAAUACUGGCAAAGACAUUGAAUCUGCAGUUAUAGCUAAUGCGAAUGUGUCAUCAGACGGUACAAUGGAGAAAUGGGUUCCGCCAGAUAGUGCUUGGGUGCGCUGUGAUGAUUGUUAUCAAUGGCGGCGCAUACCUGUCAAACUUGCUGAUAAAAUUAAUGGAUCAUGCCGCUGGAUCUGUAAGGACAACAUGGAUAAAGCUUUUGCUGAUUGCUCAAUACCUCAAGAGAAGUCUAAUGGAGAUAUUAAUGCGGAGUUGGGCUUAUCAGAUCCUGAUGAAGAUGGUUAUGAUGGUCAUUUAAACUAUAAGGGACUUGAAUACAAUACAGCAGUUCGGCAAGCAUCAGUUUUCUGGCGUAUUGAUAGUAAUGAGUUUUUGCAUCGCAGGCGUAAAACUCAAACCAUUGAUGAGAUAAUGGUUUGCCACUGCAAACCACCUCCAGAUGGUCAGCUUGGUUGUCGGGAUGAAUGCCUAAACCGGAUGCUUAACAUUGAAUGUGUUCAAGGCACCUGCCCAUGUGGUGACCUCUGUUCAAAUCAACAGUUCCAGAAGCGCAAAUAUGCCAAGAUGGAAUGGGUUAGAUGUGGAAAGAAAGGUUAUGGGUUGAAGAUGUUUGAGGAUAUAUCAGCUGGACAGUUCCUCAUUGAGUAUGUCGGAGAGGUGCUGGAUAUGCAUGCUUAUGAGAAACGACAAAAAGAGUAUGCUUCUAUGGGUCAGAGGCAUUUCUACUUCAUGACAUUAAAUGGCAGUGAGGUAAUAGAUGCAUGUGCAAAAGGAAAUCUGGGGCGUUUCAUAAACCAUAGCUGUGAUCCUAAUUGCAGAACUGAGAAGUGGAUGGUGAAUGGAGAAAUUUGUAUUGGACUAUUUGCAUUGAGAGAUAUUAAGCAGGGAGAAGAAGUAACAUUUGACUACAACUAUGUAAGGGUAUUCGGAGCUGCUGCUAAAAAAUGUCACUGUCAAUCACCUCAUUGUCGAGGUUAUAUAGGUGGGGAUCCACUUAAUGCUGAAGUAAUUGUUGAAGAUGAUUCAGAUGAAGAAUAUCCUGAACCUAUGAUGCUUGAAGAUGGUGAUACCUGGGAUGUCUUAGAAAAUACAGUAUCUAGAUCAAGUUCCUUUGACGGUGCAGAAAUGCAAACUGCAGAGAGUUUAAUAAAAGACCGAAGGAAAAAGGAUAGUUCCACUAUGGUUGUUGGUCAUUCGGAGACUACCAUAGAAACUGAGCACUCUACUAAUCAUUCUGCGUCCUCUGCCAUCCAACUGCUCAGCUCAAUUGAUACUGAGGAUUUGAAAGGAAAUUUCAGGUCAUCCAUUCAACAAGCUGAAGUUUCACCAAAGACAGAAGGUGUAAGAAGUGAACGCAUGUCUGCCGUUCAACAUGAUGAUGCUGUAAAAGAGAAGGCUAUGAGCAAAAGCUCAUCUUCCAUUAAAAAAUUAGACCCAACUUCUCUAACUUUGUCGGUUUGUAAGUUGCCAUCUGAUGGUGUUGAUGCUAGUAAGAAGUACAAGUUUGAUAAUGGAGAAGACAGGCAGGCUUCUUCAAAAACACCAGUAGUUAUGAAGAUUCCUCGUUUGUCUAGCUCUAUUAAGAAAGGAAAAGUUAGUAAUCCUCUGAAUGGAAAUAAAGUUCAGCUUACUGCUAACAAAUAUCAGGUGAUGUCAAUCAAACCCAGAAAGUCAGUGGAAGGUUCUAGUAAUGGUCAUUUUGAAGCAGUUGAGGAGAAACUUAAUGAGUUGCUGGAUGCUGAUGGGGGCAUAAGCAAAAGGAGGGAUGCAACCAAAGGCUAUUUGAAGCUUCUACUUCUCACAGCAGCUUCUGGUGAUAGCGUUAAUGGUGAAGCAAUUCAAAGCAAUCGAGAACUAUCUAUGAUUCUUGAUGCACUUUUGAAGACAAAAUCACGAGCUGUAUUGACUGAUAUAAUUAAUAAAAAUGGGUUGCGAAUGCUGCACAACAUCAUGAAGCAAUACAGAAGGGACUUCAAAAAGAUUCCAAUUCUCCGGAAGCUACUAAAGAUUUUAGAAUAUUUGGCAGUGAGGGAGAUACUUACUCUGGAGCAUAUUAAUGGAGGGCCUCCAUGUCAUGGAAUGGAAAGCUUUAGGGAGUCAAUGCUAUCAUUGACAGAGCAUGAGGACAAACAGGUCCAUCAAAUUGCAAGAAGUUUUAGAGAUAAAUGGAUUCCUAAGCCUGUCAGAAAGCCAGGCUACAAGGAGAGGGAUGAGGGUAGGAUGGAUUUUCACCGGGAUUUGAACUGCAACAGGGGGGUUUCAGCAUCCCAAAAUCAUUGGCAUGACCAGGGUGUGAAACCCACUGAAGCACUUGAUACCCAGUCACUGCUUGCAACAACUUCAGGCACUGCUGUCCAUGAUGGCUGUUCAUCUUCUGCUGAUGUUUGCCAGGCCACUGUUACCAGAGUUCGAAAGCGUAAAAGCCGCUGGGAUCAGCCAGCAGACCCAGAUCCAAGAUUGCACAAGCAGAAAGAACAGAAAGUUGAAACUGAGUUGGAAAAGAAACUCAGAUCUAGCCCAUUACCUGUUUUAGGUGAGAUUGAAGAUCAUGACCGUCUCCUCAAUCACUCUCAACAAGGUGAAGAUAUUAAUGCCAACAGUGGAAGGCAGAUUGUUAAUGAGGAUGUUCCACCGGGGUUUUCAUCUCCUCAACCUUCAUCUCUUGUUUCAUCCCAUGCUUCACCAGCUGCUGCUGAUUUCUCCCAACCAGCCUUUUUCCAUUCAAAGUGUCCUCCUGAUAUCUUUGUUGCACAUCCACAGAAGAAGUUCAACUCUCGCUUGCCUGUAUCGUAUGGAUUCCCAGUGCCUAUCAUGCAGCAAUUUGGUUCACCCCAGGCGGAAAGUGUGGAGAGCUGGGUUAUUGCCCCAGGCAUGCCAUUUCAUCCAUUUCCACCUUUACCUCCAUUUCCCCGCACUAAGAAAGAGAUUUCAUCUACUUGCGCUGGUAACCCCAUUGGAAAUACAGAAGUGAUAGGAGAUGGGCAACAGGACGGCUGUGGUCCUGCCACUUGUUAUCCAGAUGCAUACAUUGCAAACCCAACUGGUUUUAAGCAACCAGAAUCAGACAUCCCAGUUAACAACCAACAGACAUUUAAACGGGCAAGGGAUUCCUCAUAUGAUCUGGGAAAGAAGUAUUUCAGGCAGCAGAAAAGGAAAGGACCUCCAUGGCUCAAGUACCAAUCCGUGGGAAACAACCAUAUGGGCUGGAGGUAGAAAAUGUAAAAAAUGAGGUCAGAAAUUCAUAUUUUCAGCAUGAUGUAAGCUGUAGAGUUGGUAAAGGCCGCAAUGAUUUUUAUCCGCACCCACAGCACCGAAAUCAGCAUUGAUUUAUAGAAAAAAUUUGUGAGAGCUACUGAAUUCUGUUUUUAUACUAUAUGUAUUCUCAUUAUUCAUUCUUUCCUGGGUUUAAAAUUCCAGUGGAAAGUUGAAAUUUCAUUCAUUUCCAGAAAAUCAUUCAUACUUCUCAUUUUCUGUAUUGUGGCUGAAAGGAAGUGACUAAUGUGAACAAGAAACAGUUGAGUUCCUUUAUUUUUUGUAACCCUGAUUUCUUGCUUAUUAUCCUCAAUUUACCCUUCUCCUUGUUGUUUGUGUUCCCUUCAAGACAUAAUUUUGGAUGCAUUUGGAAUUGUUGUGUAGUAUUGCAACUGUGUUCAUCCAAGGUGGAGCUAUUGGAUUCGCAAAAAAACUGGGCUUAUGUGUUAGUUAAUGUGUCGUUGAAGGUUCCAAACCCCAUUUCAACAGCAAUUUGCUCGCAAACACACUGCUCCAAGCAAAGAUGAUUGCCCCUAACCGCCGUUUAGGCCGGCCGGCAUGCAUGCGUUGUAAAGAUCAUUCAAAUGAGUGUAGGGGAAGGUGUCGUUUUCGUUUGUUUGUGGAAAAAUUUAGGUUUGUUGGGAUUUGUGAAGGAGAGGGAUUCGCGACAUGUUCACGGCCUUGUUUUAUGGUGUACCAUUCGCUUUAUAUAAAUUGUCUUGUUUAAUAACUCAUCGUUUGACUU